Messenger RNA from Manduca sexta (tobacco hornworm), 3048 nucleotides. Its product is annotated as trichoplein keratin filament-binding protein. Lineage: Eukaryota; Metazoa; Arthropoda; Insecta; Lepidoptera; Sphingidae. The record is from RefSeq and is a predicted model, not a curated record. Gene Ontology annotation, cellular component: keratin filament. Gene Ontology annotation, biological process: apoptotic process.
CUGUUAUGUUUUAUCUGUGGUUUCUAUGAGUGUCGAGUAACGAUGUUUAUCCAUUUAAAAAUCGCAUGAUCACAGGCAAUGAGAGUUACCUUUAUUACAAGGAAGUAAAUUGAAUAAUAUGUCUGACCUCAUAUGAUCCAAUUACGUGUUUAUAUCGCCCACACGACCGCAAUAACGUUCGUGUAUUAAUGAACUGAGUCAUUGUAUCGGAGGAGGUUGAACUGUGGGCAGUGAACCAAGGAGUAAUAUGUUGCAUUCCAAACCACAAUGGCAGCUGCAGGCGUUGGCAGCUCAGCGCAGGGACAACGAGCUGCGGCGAGCAGAAGAGUUACAAAGAGUGGCACAUUACUUUGAGGCCAACACCAACAAAUCCAGGCAUCAUGAGCAGUGGACCACGGAGGGUUAUUAUGAAAAGGCCAACAAGGAAGCGGACCUGCUUAGGGAUAAGAAGAUUAGAGCUGUGCAGUUAGAAGAAAGGCGCAAGAAGCUUGAGCUGAUGCUGUUUCAGGAGAAUAUGCAAUAUCAACAAGAACUGAAGAAUCUUGCAGCACAACCCAAAUUAUUUAAAAAUGGUUCAUACCUCAACAAAGUUCCGACAUCAGUCCUCCAAGAUAUAAACCAAGGUAUAAUGGAAAAAGAGGAGCAACUACGCAAGCACGAGGCGGAAUUGCGACUGCAUCAUGCGUGGCGCAUGCGUCAGCCGGAGUUAAGGGCCACUAACUCUUACAUCGCGAAUGGAAAGCUGAAGUCUGCUUGGAUGGAGCAAAUAGUGGAAAAAGAAAUGCAGAAGAAGAAAGAAGAAGAAGAGACUCGUAAGACGCUGCAGGAACGAGAUGAGAUGUUACGCAAGCAGAUACAGUUAGAGGAACAGAAAUUGAGGGAGAAGGAGCAACAGAUGAAGGAGCUCCGCAACAGUUUGGAAGGACAAAUUGCCGAGUUAAGCGAGAAAGAGACAAUAGUCAAGCAAUUAAGGAAGCAAGAAGAAAAGGAAAGGCAUUUACUAGAUGAGUUGAUGUUCAUAUCAAGCGAAAGAGAGAGGGAACACGCCAAGUUAGUGUUAGAGAGAGAGGCCAUCAUUGUGAAUAUGGGCCUUCAUAAAUACAAGUUGAAGAGACAAGUGAUGGCUGUGAUGAAGGAAAUUGAGUUGGAUUUGGAAAUGCUUGAAAAGUUGCAGCAAACUGUGCUAAAGGAGCACGAAGCCGAGCAAGAGAAAUGUGCGAAUCACAAACGCGUGAUAGACGCAGCGAUCAAACAAUUGCAGGAGCACCGCGAGAGGGAACAACAGAGGCAGAGGAAUAUCGACGCUAUGUACGACGGAGAGGCUCGCCAGAUCAAUGAGAAACAGGACAGGUUAUGGGCAAAAGAACGCGAAGCUCGCGCCGUCCUAAUGAACGAAGUGAUGACAACACUGCGCAAGCAAGUGGAGGAGAAAAUAGAGGCGAAUAGGCAACGGCAAAAGGCGAAUGUUUUGGAACGGGAGAAGAUUCUGGAACAAAUGGACAGCUUCCACCAGGAAGUCAGGAGUAGAGAGCGUGAGACACAGCUGAAAAACUCAUCGUACUCAACGGUGACGGCGCUGCAAUCGCAACUGAACAGCUUGCGGUUACAGCAACAGCAGUUGGAAGAGACGUGCGCGAGGGAGAGCGAGCUGCGCGAGGAGGCGGCGCACGAGCGCAAGCUCAGGACCGAGAUUGCGCGAGCGCAGAAGGAGGGCAAUGUGCAGGCCUGGACAUAAGGCUAGAUUGUAGUACAGGGUGUGAGGUGUAUCAUACUGAAAUAAUGCAUAUAAUAUCAACAGUUCCUCAAGCGAUGUGGGUGAGUCAAUUUGUUACAAAUUGCACGGCCAGGAUUGUAAAACUUUUAUAAUAAAAAAAAAAGUUGGUAUGUAGGAAUCAAACAAAUAUUUUCACAGUUCACAAUAUAAGUACUUUGCCAGUCGCCAUUUGACCCAGGAACGAUAUAAACAUAAUUUGCGCGAUCCCUAUAUAGCUUUAGAAUCUAUUAAACUAGCGAACAAGUUUUGCUGAAUUUAUAUCGAUCUCAGGAGACGGCAAGGGUAGUCCAUCAUAAUUUAAAACAUUAAUUUGAACACCUGUUGAAGUUCAUAAUUUACAAUAUAAUAUAUGUUAUUUCUAUGUAUGAUAUAUCCCUCGGUAAGAUCGGAGUAUGAUAUUAAGAACCACUCAGUAUAGUUUUGGUCGUUCUUGCCAUAAUGUGGUUGUAUUUUAAAGGCACAUAUUGCGUUUGUGUAUAACUCACUAGGGAAUUUGUAUUUUAAAAGAGGCAAAACUAUAUUUCUAGCAUAAGGAAAAACUUAUCUCCUUUUUCAAAAAUCGAACCAAAUGGCCUUUUUUCGAACUAUUGUAAAAAUGGACCAAUCAGAAUAAAGAUUUUUGCCAAGCUCACAAAUGAGUUAUUUUGAUUGGUUCAUUCUCGGAAUCAGAUUGAAGAUUGAGAUUGGGAUUGUUUUGAAAACGGUCAUAAGUUAUAAUUUAUUAUAUAAUUUCUAUAUCUAAGGUAGCUAAAAUAUAUAAAUUGAUUUAUCAAUUUACCCAUGUAGCUAAAUGAAAAAUGAAUUUCAGAUUCAAUAAUUAAUUUGUUACGCAAUAUAUCAUAAAAGACUGAGAUGAAUCUGUAUAGUCAUUAUGAAUAAGAAAAUACAGCUUUAUAGAAAAAUAUGAAGUUAUUUUUGUAAUACUUGUAGUAGAAUUUUAAAUAAAAUAUUUAGUUUAUUAUAUUUUCUUACAAAAUAAGAAAAUAGCAAAUGUAUUUUGUGUUGUGCAGUUUUUUUUUAUCAAUUGUCUGCAUAUUGAAACCAUAAUAUAUGGUUACUAUAAGUAAACAUUAAAUGAAUUAUAAAUCGUAAUUACCAGUAUUGUAAUACAAUGAUACUAUAUUUUUUAUGUUUAUAUUAACAUUCCAGUAAGAUAUAAAAGCGUGGUGCUUUAAUAAUUAUAAUGUUUUGUAUAAGCAAAGUAUGUGGUUGAAGAAGUUUGCACUAGUGUGGUUGUGGUUUGAUGUGAUAAAUAAAAUGGAUAUUAUAUUUUU